This is a messenger RNA of Alosa sapidissima (American shad), 2317 nucleotides long. It is a transcript of the gene sdccag8, whose product is annotated as SHH signaling and ciliogenesis regulator sdccag8. The coding region runs from base 148 to 1866 and encodes 572 amino acids. NCBI's taxonomy places the organism in Eukaryota, Metazoa, Chordata, Actinopteri, Clupeiformes, Clupeidae. The record is from RefSeq and is a predicted model, not a curated record. Gene Ontology annotation, cellular component: centrosome; centriole. The transcript is spliced from 14 exons. Gene Ontology annotation, biological process: neuron migration; tube formation; centrosome cycle.
GUGCAUGUGUAGUUACGUUGCAACCGUUGAGCAGCGUCUGAGUGGCAAAGCAAAGCAGACUCUGCUCAGCACUUAAGUAUUUCACCUUGAGAUAAAGGCAUUAACACAAAAGGGUAUAUAUACUACUUUCCAUAACGUUAGUCUACUAUGAAGCCAUCUCCCGAUUCAGACGAAGAUGAGGAGUUGGGAGCGUAUCAGAGGAAACUGCGAGAAAAAGCUAACCGCAGCAUCCAGCAACUCAGCACUGUAUUGGACCGAAGUUCCGAGUCGGAGGAAGUGGUGGUAGUGGACAGACAGGCAAACUCAGAUGCAGACCACAGUGUUGACGAUUCAUCGCAUCAACAACUCCAGGAGAGCGAAGCAGUAUCUCAGUUGCGGUCACUUCUGCAAAAACAGCCAAGAGAAGCAGUCAAUAUCACGCCAUCGAAAAGAAAAUCAACGCCCAAGCAGAAGUCUCCUGAGGAGUUGAAAGGCAGCUUGCCUGCCAUGCAGGAUCUAGUGCCCAUCAUUCACAAGCAGUCUGAUUACAUUCGGCAGCUGGAGGCUGAGGUCAACUUCUGUAAGGAGGAGCUUGUGGGCAUGAAACAGAGGGUGCGGGUGGUGAUUGUUGAGAAUGAGAGGCUACACGAGGAACUCAAAUGCAAAGUAGUUGAAGAGACGCUGAUGGACCACAGCACAAUGAAUCCUGUGGCCCAGUUGAGUAGUCCAGAACGGGCCAUGAAGCCCAAACCCACCCCCAGAACCCCCCACCCCGCAGAGGACAACAAGUGGAGGAGAGAGCUGGACCAGCUUAAGACUCUCUAUCAGGCUCAGUUGCAGACCCUGGAGGCACAGGUGAUGGCUCUGAAGAAGGACUUGGCGACAGCCCAGAGGGAGAGUGAGGAGGUCAAAGGUCGCCUGCGCCACCGCGAGGCCAUGAUGGCGGCGUCGGCAGGUCAGCCCCAGGUGGGGGGGCUGUGUUUGCGUUGUGUCCAACAUGAGGCGGUUCUGGCAGAGACACACACCAACGUACACACGCAUGCCAUUGAGAGGAUCACCAAAGAGCGUGAUGAGCUGAUGACAGUGCUGUGUACACUUCGGGCCAGUCAGGCCGAGGCUCAGCAGAGAGAGUGGAGCUCCUACCAGCAGGUGAAGCAGGCUGUGGAGAUGGCAGAGGAGGCCAAACUGGAGAAGACUCGGGCGGAGGUGCAGUGUGAGCAGUUGCGUAGUGAGCUGUCUCGUCAGCGGGAACGUCUGGAGCAGGAGCUGCAGGCCCAGCAGCACAGGAUCUCCCAGGCCAGAGACGCCGCACGCCAGCAGGCCAGCCAAGACAAGGACCAGCUCGCCCAGACGGUGGGCAGUCUGUCUCAGAGGGUGGCUGAGCUGGAGGGGCUAACGGAACGUGCGGACCGAGAGAAGACCUCUCUGACUGGACAGCUGGAGGAGGCCUACCACAAACUGACCAAUCAGGAGGCAGACAACAGCAAGGUGUGUGUGGAGCUCCGGUACCUGCUGAGCCAGGCCCAGCUGAAGAGAGAGGAGGCUGAGAGAGAGCUGAGGGACUCCAGCACCAAACACACCCGCCAGCUCCAGCUCUGUCAACAGGAAGUGGAGCGUCUGGGCGUGGAGCUGGGCGGUUGCCGGCGGCGACUGGAGGAGGCCCAGAGGGCGGGUAGCCGAGCGCAGGAGGAGUCCGUGGGUCUGGAGGAGCGGCUGGGCCGCGCUGAGCACCAACUGCACCUCACCAGCUGCAGGCCUACGUUUCGCCACUGGACUGUCCAGGAGCAACGUACGGGAACAUCAUGCAAGCGACUUUUUAAUCACCAUGCCGGAGAGAAGAGAGAGCCGCCCACCGCCACCUCCACCGCCCCCUCAUCUGCUGGCUGAUCUGCUCAGCGGGGCCGAAAGGGGACCUGUGGACUAAACUGCUGGCGAAGCACUACACCUGCCUGUGGACUUAUUGAGUGUUUUUUGUUUGUCUUUAUCUUUGUCUGCAUGAGCGCUGAGUCUGUUUGUUUUAUGUCUGGUCUUGUUCUGUAAGUCUACUGUAUUUGUGAAGACAGACUUGCUUUACUGUCUAUUUGUCUGUCUGUUUAUUUGUGUAUGUCUUGGUGUGAUGUCACAGGGACGCUGGCGAUUACACCGCUCUGUCUUACACCUGUUUUGUGUCUUGUUAUUUUGUAAAUUGUUUGUUUAUGUCUUGAUGUCACGGGUACGCUGGCGACUACGCCGCUCCGUCCAGCAUCGUUUGUCUUUAUGUGUCAAUGUCUUGUGUGUGGAGCGCUUUGGAUUGUACUAUGUACGUAGUUAAAUGCGAAAAGCAACCUCAUUGUCUUCA